AAGUGAUUGGCAAAACGAGCAAAACAAACCCAACAAACCUAUCGGACGAGCUCGCGGGUUGCUGCCCUGUUUUGCUUUGGCUGUGUAUGACAUUCUCGUUUCUUGUCGGUAAAGUUUUGGCUGCUUGUGGCCCAGUUGUAUUGGUGAAAUAAUCGAACAAAAGUGACAGCUCAAAUGUACGACGGAUGGAAAAUAUAAUCUGACAAUGCGUGACGGCAUUUCGAACUUAUUGGAAAAAUCUGUAUUUAGGACAUUGGUGCAAUAAAUAUUAGCAGUGAUAAAAGUGGACUAAAGUUGCCAACGAUUGCUGGUCAUGUUGAACGUACGUGUGCGCGAGUUAACAGCCCGUUAGAUGAGUAACAUAGUACCUGGACGUGUGCAUGGAUUUGUAACUCGGGAAACAAUACUAGACAGAUAACUGAGUCCCGUUGGUGAUUUCCAAGCGAUCUACAGGGUAAAGCACUUUCCAUGAGCCUUCACUGUGGGACAUUGUGUUCGAUAGAUCGUGAUGUCGACGGUGAAACUGUGUUAAUUUGAUUGAUUGACGGGAAACAUGACAAACGCCACGAUUACUCCAAGUCGGUUCUUCAGUAUUCUAAAACCCAUCGCCCUAUUGAUACUGUAGAUGAUAUUGCAUCUGCAAUUAGCCGUAAUUGGUGCGGCGUGAUUUUCAACCUGUCAAUAGCGCUCGGUAGGGUGGAUGUAAUGAUUGUGUGGUUGGUCUUUUAUUUGAUUUAAUCUGUUUAUUAACAUCGGUUGAAUAUUAAAUUACCAACUUAAAAAUAGACCCUAAAAGCUGCGCAUCGAAAAACAUACCACCCUGCCGUGGGUCCUGUGACGGUCAAAAGCGAUCCGAACAGCAGGAGUUUCUCAUUCAAUCGUCUUCAUUCGACUGUGCGGACGUGCUGCGCUGUUCUGUGCUCCCACUGGUAAACAAAUGUAAUGUUUUUCUUUUCAGUGUUCGCAUGUAAUUGGAGUUUCCCGUCGGACUGUUUAAGUGUUUAGUUUCAUAAUAACAAUAAUGAAAUUAGUGUGAUAACAAAUACAUGCAAGCAAGUGGAGCAGCAGCGAAAAGUCAGCAUAAUAAUGAACAAAAAACGUUGAUAACGGGGGCUGUUUUCACUGGCAACGAAUGAAACUGGCACAGGAUGCUGUUUCAGUGAAUGUCUGUGCGUAGAAUCGUAGGCAAGAGACUGUUAAUACUCCGUGGUGCUUUUCACCGGGAUCAUGUCCGAUGAGUGCAAGUGCCAGGUGUACGUUUAUUUGAAAGAUCGCUUCAUCGACGUUCCGAUUCACGAGGAGGACACCAGCGAGGAUCUGUGCUUGCAGCUUUGCAAUCAGUUCGGAAUCGGACCCUUGGUACAGCUGCUGGUGGGUUUGCGGAUACACGACGAACGAUGGUUUUUACCGCCUUGUGCGCGGCCCCAGCCCGGCAAGAAGUACGAGUUCCGAGUGCGGUUCAAGAUCCCCAAGCUUUCCAACCUAAAAACGCUGGACCGUGCCCUCUUCAAUUACUACUACUACCAGCUGCGGCACGAUCUGCUCCAGAGCAAAAUCAGCGAGAUCGAGUACGACGAGUACAAGAACAAAAUCCUGGGCUAUGUCGUCAACGAUAUGUACCGGAAGAUGGUCGAGGAUGGUGUGACCGUGAACGACUUGAAGCGCACCUACGAUGAGUACAUCCCACGCAAAAUCAACAAAGAGCACUCGCUGCUCUUCUUCAACUGGGCCCGCUCGAAGGUUUUUAGUUCGUUGAACAAGAUCUGUUAUAAGGAUCACGAUGUAGAUUAUGUGAAAAGUGUAUAUAUCGACGACAUAGACAACAUCGCGCCCGGUUACUUGUACGAGGAGUACAGUGGUAGUAUUCCGUAUCCGCGCGAGGAUGGCAUGCUGAAGCCGGGCAAGUGCCGGGUUAAAGUCAAGUUCGUACCCUACUGCCAAAGGGUCCCUUCCGGUGCAAAGUCGGGCAAAAACGUGCAAAAAGAUGGUGGUGACUCACUGCCAGGGUUGAAAGUGUUCUAUUCGCGAGAGUGGCGACACAUUGCGAAUAUCGAGGAAAUAUUUACUAUACUAGUAGAAGGUCUUACGGUGAAUAUUUCACUAAAGGAUCAGUCGAAUCUUUACUCCAUAGACUUUAGCAGUCAGACUGAAUUAGAUUCAUUCGUAACAUGCUUAGCUGGUUACUAUAGAUUAAUGUGUAAGUGGACAGUGUACCUUUGUAAACCCUACUUGUACUCACCGUCGUUAAACAGACUAACAGAACUUAAAUGCCAUGGGCCUAUUGGAGGAAAAUUCUCCUACAGUAAAAUAGCAGAGAAGAAUAGCAGCAUCGGUGCAAACAUCGUACGUCAAUGCGAAACCCACUACGACACCUACUACGUAGACAUUCUGGAACGAGAGAAUCAGAGGAAGACUUAUAAACUAACCUACGGUCAGAGCCGGUGGCAUGUGCAUCGAGAAGCCGGUGAAGUGAGCACCUACGACGAAUUGCUGGACGCGUUACGGAAUCUCAACUCGGACAUUAAAAACCUGUACCGUUUAUCGCCGACCGAGCACGACAAAUCGCCCAAUCUGCUGCUGUGCCUGCCCGAAAGUGAUAUGACCUCGAAGCGAUUGCUCGAUGCGCAAGAGAUGCGCCAGAUUCGACCGCAAAUUGUAACCGCAGCCAAGGAGUUGAUCAUCAACAGAAAUGCAUUGAAAAAGGAAUCGGACCAGUUUUUCGAACGAACUAGAGCUGAACUGCUGCUGCCGAAUAAUGCUAAGAUGGAGGUUACGUUACGAAUGCUGCGAAAUGAGAAAAAAGAUGAAUUUCUGAGUGACUUUCUUCAACUAGCCGACUUCUGGGCAAACAUCGACUCGUUGGACAUUAUCAAGCUGUACGGCGUAACACUGUUCAAGCCGAUCUCGAUGGUGCUGGAAAGCUACCGGGAAGGUCCGCUGGAUGAGUUCCUGAGGCGGCAUCCGCGUGUUUCGUUUUCGUCACUGAUUGAGGUUGCCCAUUCAUUGGCGCGUGCUCUCUACUAUCUGCAGGAAAAUGGGCUCGUCCACGGUCGACUACGAUGUUCGUCGAUGUUGGUUACGCAGUACGACCGAAACGAGAACCGACUGAUAGCGAAACUCGGUGAUCCGGGGCUGCGUCAGCAGCAGCAAUACACCGAGCGUGAUUUGCUCUGGAUACCGUUGGAGUAUCACGAGCUGGGGCCGAGGGAAGUGCAAUUGUUGAAACAGGACAUGAAGGCGGAUGUCUGGGCCUGUUCGACGACCCUAUGGGAGAUUUUUAGCCGCGGCAGACGGCUGCUGGUGAAAAAUGCAAAACAAUUUUUAGCCGGUGGGCAUCGGUUGGGGGCGCCUGCGGAAUGCAAGGAUAUCAAGGAAAUCUACCAGUGCAUGUACAACGGGUGGCUGGUGGAUCCAGAUAAACGCUUCGCUCCGCAGAUGAUAAUUUCGAAAUUGGUGCAAGCCAAGCAAAAAAGCAACUAUUGUGUGAUAGGCCAUAGUACAGUAAACGGAACAACGAAUUCAACCAACGGUUCUUACUCUAAGCAAAGCAUUUUAUCUAUAGAAACAGACUCUACGUUGCUGCAAUCUCGCGGUGAUGUUUCCAGUUCUUCUUAUGUGAGCCAUAGCAGCGAUUGUGAUGGCGGCAGCAAUGCAUCCAGCGAGAAUAGCUCGCAUCCCUUAAUUUCGAAUGGUGGUUCGACGCAUUACAGUGCCGGUUCGUAUAGCGGUGGGUGGGGUCAAAGUCAAGCCGAGCGCUUCCUGUAUGACUGUCCGGAUUUUAUCGAGCUGCCAGAUGGUACCAAGGUAAUCUUCCAAGGCGAGUUGGGUCAGGGACACUAUGGCAAGGUUUACCGAGGCUGUCUCGACGAUGGCAAAUACUCGAAAGAGGUGGCGCUUAAAACGAUCAACAAUUUCGGCAACGCAAUGGAUAUGGACAAGGCAGUCAAAGACUUCAAACGGGAGGUUUCGAUAAUGAAGAGGUUGAAUCAUAGGAACAUUGUUAAGUUUAUUAAUUUUAUCGACGAGCCGGACAAGCUGGUUGUGGUUAUGGAGUACGUGGAGAAUGGUUCUCUGUUGGACUACUUGAGUUAUACGACUGAUUUGAAAAAGAUGAAUUUAUUGCGCUUCGCGAAAGAUAUAGCAAAUGGAAUGAAUCAUCUAUUCGAGAAGAAAAUAAUACAUCGCGAUCUGGCGGCCCGUAACAUUCUGGUGCACAACAUAAAUUGUGUGAAAAUCUCCGACUUUGGGCUAGCGCAGGUCACCGACGGUGGUAAUUAUUACGUGGCGCAGAGCAGUCGGCACCUGCCGAUCAAGUGGUACGCACCGGAGACACUGUGCACGCAAAAGUACUCCUUCCAGUCGGAUGUUUGGUCCUUCGGGGUAACGCUGUACGAAAUGUUUACCCGUGGCAACACACCAUACCCGAACGUGGAAAUUCGGAACGGCAGCCAGCUGUUCGAUUUGAUUGUGAAGGAUGGCAUCAGACUGGAGCUACGCGGGGACGACCGAGACGUGUACGAUCGGCUGAUGGCGCCCUGUUUCAACCUGAACAACCAGCUGCGUCCAACGUUCCAGGAGCUGCUGGAGAAAAUCGAGGAACUAAUUAAUCAAUACGGCGAAUCUAUCCAGCCCCUGUAAAGGUAAACAUUUUGCGCUUAGUGAUAGGGUAAAAGACGCAUUCAAUCAAAUAGUCGCCGAACGGUUGUAGGCGAUCGUGCCAGCUGCACUUUUUAUAGGCUAGGUGAAAUAUUUUGAAUUGCAAACAAUAGAUGAAAGAAAAACUAUUCUUUUUAUGGAGUACGUACUACAGAUUUUUAUGCUUGAACAGUUAGAAUUAAAUAAUAGAAAAAAGUGCACAUACAGUUUUUCCUGCACGCCACUGCAGUGUUUUUAAUGCGCUACUGCGUUUAUUUAGAUAAGAUGCACGCACUACGAAUACAAACUCUUAGUUGUUGCUGGUCUAAUUGUACUGUCAAUAAGUGUAGCUCAAAUAUUUCCAGAAAAAAAAACUUGAAACAGUGCCCGUCUAACUAUGCAUAUGUGUCUUACGUAAUGAUUGUUACAAUUACCUACUAUAAGUGAAGCUUUGCGCUUCGAAUCCUGACUUUUUAGCAUGUAUAAGUCGUGUUACUUACUGAUCACUUUUAUGCCCUCAAUCGACCGGUUCCCGAUUGAGGCCUAGUGCGUAAGUGCAAGUGAGUCGACAAAAACGAAAAUUUAUUCUCAAAGUGCCACACCUAGAGACCGAAGUUCUAGUAGUACUUCGGUUCCCACCGCUCCGCCUCUAGUUUUAACGUUAGCGUUUUAUUGUUUAUUUUAUUUUCUUAGUGUGUGUGUUAUGUUAUUGCAUCCCUCCGCCGGGCUUAUUUUUUCCGGUUCGUUGAGCUUCCUGGGUGUGCGAGUGCAAAAAAAAAGGUUUAUUUCGUUUUCGUUGCAUAAAAAAUUCUUUUUUAUUUACCUAGAAAAAUUAAGUUUUAACGACAUUUUUUGAUUAUCGCUCGUCGCAUGUCAGCUACCCAACUUCCCUGACUUACGUUUAGCCCUUACACAAUGAGAUGGAUCAGAGAGAUUUUAUUAGUUCCAUAUCAGAUAAGAGAAAAUAAUUGAGCCUGAAGUAUAGGUAUAGAAAGAAAUGACGCAAACAUGAUCAAAUUUCGUAGUUAAGAUGAACGUAUUUUGAAUUUACAAUGUACUGAAGCGGAAAAUGAAUAACAGAAAAGAUUUAAAUAACUUGAAUAAAUAAGUGUAUAUUAAUGUUUCACUCUUGA
Messenger RNA from Wyeomyia smithii (pitcher-plant mosquito), 5768 nucleotides. RefSeq names its product tyrosine-protein kinase hopscotch (gene hop). NCBI's taxonomy places the organism in Eukaryota, Metazoa, Arthropoda, Insecta, Diptera, Culicidae. The record is from RefSeq and is a predicted model, not a curated record. Gene Ontology annotation, molecular function: cytokine receptor binding; non-membrane spanning protein tyrosine kinase activity; ATP binding. Gene Ontology annotation, cellular component: cytoskeleton; cytosol. Gene Ontology annotation, biological process: cell differentiation; peptidyl-tyrosine phosphorylation; hemopoiesis. The coding region runs from base 1228 to 4638 and encodes 1136 amino acids. The transcript is spliced from 14 exons.